Molecule: messenger RNA, 2813 nt
Organism: Sciurus carolinensis (gray squirrel)
Lineage: Eukaryota; Metazoa; Chordata; Mammalia; Rodentia; Sciuridae
Gene: Mcph1
Product: microcephalin 1
Exons: 14
Coding region: 95-2569 (824 amino acids)
Biological process (GO): cerebral cortex development; mitotic cell cycle
Source: RefSeq, a predicted model, not a curated record
GACCCGCGGGGGGCGGUGCUCGGCCCGCGCAUGCCCAGUGCCGGCCCGUCGGCUCGCCACGCGCGGUUUCCCCGGUUGCGAUCCGCCGCGCUACAUGGCGGCCCCCGGAGCCCCGGGGGGCGCCUUCCUGAAAGAUGUUGUGGCCUAUGUUGAGGUGUGGUCUUCCAGUGGGACAGAAAAUUACUCAAAAACGUUUACCAACCAACUCCUGGAUAUGGGGGCAAAGGUUUCAAAGACUUUGAACAAACACGUAACUCAUGUCGUUUUCAAAGAUGGGUACCAGAGCACUUGGGACAAAGCCCAGAAGAGAGGUGUGAAGCUGGUGUCCGUGCUCUGGGUGGAAAAGUGCCGAACAGCCGGCGCGCGCGUGGAGGAGUCCCUGUUCCCGGCCGCCAACACCAGCGAGCUCCUGCCGGGCCUGAUGCUGAGGAAGCGUAAGUGUAUGCAGCCCAAAGAUUUUAUUCCUAAAACACCAGAAAAUGACAAAAGACUUCAAAAGAAAUUUGAGAAAAUGACUGAAGAGCUACAAAAGCAAAAGACAAAUCUAGUUAACGAUGUGCCUGUCCUCUUAUUUGAAUCCCAUGGCUCCUUGGUGUAUAGUCCCACAACUAAAAUCAGCACAAUGGAGAAGAGACUACAGGAGAUGAAGGAGAGGAGGGAGAAUCUUUCCCCUACCUCUUCCCAGCUGACUGAGCCGUCUCACGAGAAUCCAGGUAACUCUGGGUGCGAAGCAUCUUUGAACAUCUCACAUGGUUCUUUGUCUUCAGAUGAAUCCUUUGCUGGGGGCUUACACACAUCUUUGGAUGAUCUCUGUGGAAAAUCAGGAUGUGGAAACCAGGGAAGCAAAUUGGGAAGGGCGGCUGAUGGAAGUAGAAGCGAUACGUGCACGUCCUCAUGUGCGUUAGAGACAGAGAGCUCUCGCUCACCAGCACCGGCCAGUCACCUCCAUGGGUCAAGCCCUCAGAGAUCCCUGAAUCCUCCUGCAAAGGAGGAGGAGGUAAAUCGGCAGAAAGACGCCAUCGGAAAAGUGGUCACCCCCGACGAGAGGCAAGCCGAGGAUGUCCCUGAGAGGUUUGGUGAGAAAUACUGCUCGUCUUCUGCAGUGUCCCUGGCAAAAGUCUACCUUUCAGAGCGUCCAAGGCCCUGGAGUCCCUCAGCAAAGAGAAAAAGAACAUCUGUGGGCUUAGGUUCGCCUCCGGAAGGGCAGCCGAAGAAAAGGAGGCUCAGCCGGAAGUCUGUGGUGCCUGGGCUGCAGCUCAGGGUGGAGCCCAGCCCGCCGCUCGCGGCCAGGCCUGCCGCCUCCACUCCUGAUCGCGGGGAGGCCUACGAGGACUACUUCUCCCCUGACAACCUGAAGGAAAGGGGUUCGGAGCAGCUUCCUCCUGGGUCUCUUCCUCUGCCAAGCCCUGGUCCGCUGGGCUGCAGAAGUCUUUCUAGGAGGGAGAGAAUGAGCAUAUUAGAAAUGUCUGAUUUUUCCUGCAUUGGUGAGAACCCCAGAUCAGUCCCUGUGUCUCCGUCAACAUCGAAAACUUGCCCCCAACUCCAGAAACCUGCAAAACGUGAACAGAACCCAGAUUGCAUUUGCCUGGCUGCAGAGGAGACACCUGCUACUGAAGAAGGCCAGGGCUGUGCCGGGCAGACUGGGGACACCCGCCCAGGUGGAAGCCCUGCUCGACCAGAAGGACACAAGGGGGACUUGCGUCCUCCGGCAGGAAGGAAGGAGGAUGUGCGAGGAUCCCUUUGUGUAAAGAAUAGGCAGAAGGAAGGCUCCUCUUCCCCAGGGCCGGGCUCUUCUGGAGACGAAGCACCAGGCGAUGGCACACUGCAUUUGGGGGCUGAUUAUAACGUGGAGAGAUCUGCAGAAGAAAAGGAAAACUUAUGCACAGGAUGUAGCGAAAGUGAACCGACGAGGCAGGCUGCUUCGGGUGGCCCUCGUGAAGGCUUUCAGGACUGCAUCCAGCCUGGUGAGGAGCCAAAGGAAGGCGGGAAAGGCCAACAGCCAACAAGAACGUUAGUCAUGACGAGCAUGCCGCCUGAGAUGCAGAACGUCAUCGUCCAGGUGGUGGAUCAACUGAAAGGCUUCUCGUUUGUGCCGGAGGUCUGCGAGACCACCACCCACGUGCUGGCCGGGAGGAGGCUGCGCACUCUGAACGUGCUGCUGGGCAUCGCGCGGGGCUGCUGGGUGCUCUCCUACGAGUGGGUACUGUGGUCUUUGGAGUUGGGUCACUGGAUUUCCGAGGAGCCUUUCGAGCUUUCUGACCACUUCCCUGCAGCUCCUGUGUGUCGUCUGGAGCGCCACUUGUCUGCCGGGCAGUACCGGGGAACCCUCUUUGCCGAUCAGCCCAUGAUGUUCAUCACGCCAGCCAGCAGCCCCCCCAGGGCCAAGCUGUGCGAGCUGGUCCUCCUGUGUGGAGGCCAGGUCAGCACGGUCCCUCGCCAGGCCAGCAUCGUCAUCGGGCCCUACGCCGGGAAGAAGAAACCAGCAACCAAGUACCUGUCGGAAAAAUGGGUCUUAGAUUCAAUCACUCAGCACAAGGUCUGCGCCUUUGAAAACUACCUGUUGCCGUAGUGCUAAAGACACCAGCACGGGGCAUCUGCGAGGAGGAGCCAGGCGGAGGAGCCUGAGGGCACAGUCUGCCUGGGGCGAGGUGCUGUCUUACCUCCAGUGGGAGCCACUCACGGUUCAGAGAAGCAUGCCCGCCCUGCCUGGGCCCUCUCUAUGCAGUGCUGUUCUUUUUAUCUUAAUAAUGAUCACAAUUAAGAGACGGCAGAAUCUUUGUCAUUAAAGCACUGUACUUUCAAAUAAAGAGUGG